Molecule: messenger RNA, 1441 nt
Organism: Nicrophorus vespilloides
Lineage: Eukaryota; Metazoa; Arthropoda; Insecta; Coleoptera; Silphidae
Product: short/branched chain specific acyl-CoA dehydrogenase, mitochondrial
Exons: 6
Coding region: 95-1360 (421 amino acids)
Cellular component (GO): mitochondrion
Molecular function (GO): acyl-CoA dehydrogenase activity; flavin adenine dinucleotide binding
Source: RefSeq, a predicted model, not a curated record
UUGAUAAGCUGUUAAUACCAUACAUCUUUCAUUCCAAGUCCACAACUCGCACGAACAGCGUCUGCUGCUAAAUCCACUAAGAAACACCUUCAAAAUGCAGAGCCUUAAGCAUUUGUUGAAACCUCAAAACGUCUCGACUGUCACCAAGACAUGGACACGCUCCUUCCUCACCACCUCGAAGCUGCAGUGCGAGGCUACAACCACACCUCCACCACUCACCCAGCUCACCGAAGAUGAGAUGAUGAUGAAGGAAACUGUUGCCAGGUUGGCCAAGGAGCAGAUCGGCCCCGUCGUGCGAGAGAUGGAAGCCGAGCACAAGAUCAAACCAGAAAUUGUCGAUAUGCUCUUCGAAAACGGGUUGAUGGGCGUUGAAGUUCCAAUUGAAUAUGGUGGAUCUGGAUGCAGCUUCAUGACCACCAUCCAGGUGGUGGAGGAGUUGUCCAAGGUUGAUCCGGCUGUGGCUAUCUUAGUCGAUCUGCAGAACACGCUCAUCAACAAUGUCAUCAUUAAGUUGGGAACCAAGGAGCAGAAGGAAAAGUACCUGACGCGGCUGUCCAAAGACACCGUCAGCAGCUUCGCCUUGACCGAACCCAGCUCCGGUACCGAUGCCUUCUCCUUGAAGACCACCGCCAAGAAGGACGGUGACCACUACAUCCUUAACGGAUCCAAAAUGUGGAUCUCCAACUCAGACAUCGCCGGAGUCUUCCUAGUCAUGGCUAACGCCAAUCCAUCAGCCGGAUACAAGGGCAUCACCUGUUUCAUCGUCGAAAGGGACAGCCCCGGAUUCACCGUCAACAAGCCAGAGAACAAGCUCGGUAUCUGCGCUUCAGGUACCUGCAUGUUGACCUUCGAGAACGUCCGCGUCCACGAAUCCCAGAUUUUGGGUGAAUUCGGACACGGUUACAAGUACGCAGCUGGCUUCUUGAACGAGGGUAGGAUCGGUAUCGCCGCCCAGAUGAUAGGUUGCGCUCAGGGAUGCUUCGACGCCACCAUCCCAUACACCUUGGAGAGGCAACAGUUCGGCAAACCCAUCUUCAGCUUCCAGUCGAUGCAACAUCAAAUCGCCAUCGUGCAAACCCAGAUCGAGGCUGCCCGUCUCCUGACCUACAACGCUGCUCGUCUUGUUGAGCAAGGCAAGCCAUUCGCCAAGGAAGCUGCCAUGGCCAAAUACUUCGCCGCAGAAGUCGCCCAGAUGGCCACCAUCAAGUGCAUCGACUGGAUGGGCGGUGUAGGCUUCACCAAAGAUUUCCCACAGGAGAAGUUCUUCCGCGACGCCAAGAUCGGAAGCAUCUACGAAGGCACCUACAACAUCCAACUCACCACCAUCGCCAAACACAUCGAGAAAGAAUACAAAAACUAAGAUUUCCUUCGCCUCUUACUACCAAAUUCAUUCAUUUUUAUACAUUUCCAACUCAAAUAAAUUUUAUAUUUAAAUAUUAAA